Cimex lectularius (bed bug) is the source of this 1232-nucleotide messenger RNA. RefSeq names its product WD repeat-containing protein 92 (gene Wdr92). The record is from RefSeq and is a predicted model, not a curated record. Gene Ontology annotation, molecular function: ubiquitin binding. The transcript has 8 exons. NCBI's taxonomy places the organism in Eukaryota, Metazoa, Arthropoda, Insecta, Hemiptera, Cimicidae. The coding region runs from base 117 to 1211 and encodes 364 amino acids.
UACAAACAAAAAAUGAUAUAAUAUAAAUAUUAUUGAUAUUCAUUAGAAUGAUAAUACAGUGUUAAUGCUAAAAAAGAUCAUCGUUUAACAGUUGGCAUGGUAAUUGAGUGUUAAACAUGGCUCAGCUUGAUGAAGCCUCAAAAGUGCUUGGGAAACCACAGAUCAUUUGCCACAACGAGAGGUCUCUCAACUUCUCCGUUUUUGAUGGUAAAUGGGUUCCCUGUUCAGCCAAAUUUGUCAUUGUCGGAUCAAAACCGAAAGGAAAUGGCAUUAUACAGAUAUAUGAAAUGACCUCUGGCGAUAGCUCUAUCGUGAAGCAGACCGAGAAAGAGCACUCCUUUAAAUGUUGCACUUUUGGAGCUACGAGUUUGCGAGAUCGUCACCUUGCUACAGGAGAUUUUAACGGCAAUCUUGACAUAUGGGAUCUGGAGAACUUAAAUUCUCCUGUUUACCAUGCUAAUGCUCAUGAGGCAAUUAUUAACUGUAUGGAUGGUAUCGGAGGCCAGACAGUAGGAUGCGGUUCACCGGAAAUAGUAACUGGAAGUAGAGAUGGUCUUGUGAAGCUCUGGGAUCCAAGACAAAAAGAUGUUCCAGUGGCUGUGAUGGAACCUACUGACUACGAGCAAAAAAGAGACUGUUGGAGUGUCACCUUCGGCAAUUCCUAUAACAACCAAGAGAGAAUAAUUUGCGCCGGAUACGAUAAUGGAGACAUAAAGAUGUUCGACUUGAAAAAGAUGUCUGUCCGCUGGGAAACCAACGUUAAAAAUGGGGUUUGUGGACUUCAGUUUGACAGAAAAGAAAUUGAAAUGAACAAGCUGGUAGCAACCACCCUCGAGUCCAAAUUUUUUGUCUAUGAUCUCAGAACCCAACACCACAAAAAAGGAUUUGCCUGCUUGAGAGAAAAGGCACACUCAUCGACUAUCUGGGAGGUGAGCCAUCUACCACAAAACCGAGAAUUGUUUAUGACAUGCGGCGGCAAUGGAAGCCUCUACCUUUGGAAAUACAAUUAUCCUGAUAAAAGAUUUUACGAAGAUACAAACGGGGACAAAGUCGGGGUUGUGGGCAGCCUGGAGCUUUUGCAAAAUUGUUUCUUGACAACUCAGCCGAUCUCCUCGUUUCACUGGAGCCCUGACAAAAUUGGACUCGCUCUCGCUACCUCGUUCGACCAAUCUUUCAAAGUUGUAAUCGUUACAAAAUUAAAUACAUUUUAGUAGGUUACUACUGAUUUUUAC